Anarrhichthys ocellatus (wolf-eel) is the source of this 6548-nucleotide messenger RNA. It is a transcript of the gene eva1ab, whose product is annotated as eva-1 homolog A, regulator of programmed cell death b. Lineage: Eukaryota; Metazoa; Chordata; Actinopteri; Perciformes; Anarhichadidae. The transcript is spliced from 3 exons. The coding region runs from base 4901 to 5473 and encodes 190 amino acids. The record is from RefSeq and is a predicted model, not a curated record.
AGGAAACUAAAUCUGCCCACUAACUCCUUAGAAGCCCAAUAAUGAACUUGUUAUACAUUCAGUGUCGUAUACGGCUGGAACUACUGCAGUCUAUAAGUCUGCAAACCACAAACUAUAUCCUCUGAAAUGACCAUAAAAUUGAAUCACUAUCUCUAUAAAACACUUAAAAACCAAACAUUAAAACCUGGAAAAAAAUUAUUAAUUGCAGGACUGUUAUAUUAGACUGCAUUAGUUUUAACUAAUUGACCGAAUAAAUUGGCAGCUGAAUGAAACUUGUUUUUUUAAACUGUGCAAAACCGAAUGCUAAUAAGCUUUCAGUGUUUUUACAGGGAGUUAUGGGCCAGCCUAUGUCUUGAGCAUGACCAGUUGGUAGGUUACCAGCAGAGUUGCUGCUCCUAGCCAAGAAAUAGUUUGGCAUGUAAACCUCCUAAACCAUCAAAUUGUAGUUUUUACACUUCAGUUCUAGUACAGAAAACAUGACAUAACGUGUUGGUUAUUGAGCUUUAGAGGUGUUGGAUUUUGGUACUUUUGGACAGAGCCAGGCUAGCUGUUUCCCCCUGUUUCCAGUCUUUACGCUAAGCUAAGCUAAAUGGCUGCUGGUGGUAGUUUCAUGUUUACUGUACAGACACAAAAGCCGUAUCCAUCUUCCAAUCUAACUUUAUAACUAUAUCAUCAUAAAUAUUUCUUUUGCAAAAAAAAAAAAAAAUUUUAAAAAAUGAUAAAAGUCAACAGCUCCUGUUGUCUAGACUGUUGAACAGAGCGGCUGUAAUCAGCUGGCUGCAAGCCAAGAGUCUCAUACUAAUGUCUUUACGUAACUGUGAUGUUCAGCUGCCUGAUAGCAUGAGUUUUCACUACACUUACCUGUUGGGCCACAGAUUGUUCUUCCGUUCUCUGCUCCUACUUGUUCGUAUCAGUUACUUUUUUAUUUUUGUUUCAAACAACAUUUUCAUGAAAUGCUUAAUGAAAAAGCAUGCUGAUAAUAAACCAAACCAGGAAGUACUUGUGAUGGCAUGAUGACAUGCUAUCUGCUGUAACAAACAGUAACCUAAAUUGACGGAUCCAAAAGAUAGAAGAAGAGAGCAAGAACAGGAGCGAGUGGGGCAGUCACGUCCUGCAGCAUUUACACAUAACAUCACCAAAUGGCCCUGACAGUCAGUGGAUUUAGAAUUGCUCGGAGCUUGUUGUGUUAUGUUUCACUGCAAUGUAAUGCCAACUGUUGUCAUGUUGUUGCAUUGCUUUUAGACUGUUUUGUUAGUUUUGUAAAAUAAUUACAGGCCCGAGGUCUGUUGUUAUGCUAAUGAGCAUGUGGGGAUGAGACAUAAAUGUAUUUGACUUGUUCUUCAGUGUGAUAUUAGUUCUCACUAACAGGUCAAUAGUACUGCACCUUCAGAGUUUUUACAGCAGAAAACAUCUUCAAAAAUUAGGUCAGUUUGAUAUUCUCUGAGAGCAUCAUCCAUUUUUCAUUUGUUCGAGUUUAAACUUUUGCCGUGUCUUUACAGCCUCGCAGCAGGUUUUGGCUUCUUUAUAGUUCUGCUCAGUUUUAGACUUGUGAGAGAAGUUUGUGUUUUCAUGGUCGGGUACAUUUACAGUUGUUGUCAUGAAGUCUGGUCUGUCUUGAUUGAGUGAUUAGGCCCAUUUGCAAUCAUUGAUAAAAUGUUUAAUGGAGGGAAAAAACUCUCAUCAACAUCCAAUGAGAGCACAUUCACAUAUGAUGAGAUGUGUUUAAAGCUGUCAGCUGGGGAAAUCACAAUGUGUUUAUGAUAUUUUUAAAAAGGCUCUACAAAAGGAGAAAACCAAUAUCUGUGUCCUUUUAACCCUGCUGCACUCUGUGUUUGUACUUUCAUAACAGGAUUAAUGCUCAGAUCUAUAGAGCUUCAUUUCAUUUGGGAGAAGAGAUACAAAGGUUUGGGACAAAAACGAUUCAAAAUGUUAGUGAAGAAUUUCAGUCUUGCCGAGGGGCUUCACAGAUAUUCUGAGUAAUUACAGUGUUAUGCUUUAAGCACGGUUCACAGAUUUAAAAUGUCACUCAUAUGUGGAAAUAUUGCAUAACUCUAGUGUUGAACUUUUGCAGAUAAAGAGAAUAAAAGUGAUUUAGGAUAAAUACUUUCAUUUAUCAUUUAAAUAAUUAACAGGAAUUGUAAAUGUUUGCAGGAUUUGAGUGUCAGUGAACCCAAUAAGUGGUGAUAAAAAAACAUUCUUAUCUAACACAAGACUGUACCUACAAUGAUUGUUGCUCAUUUGCAUUAUCCACUGUAAGAGGAGGGAGCUGUUAAUUGCUGGACAAGCUGAUGUCAGGUUUGGAGCAGUAUAACUCAGUCAAUCACACCACAUUAAGCAACAUCAACUUCCAACACCUAGUCAAAGUUUGCAUAUUUCUAUAACCUGUGAGUAGUUCAAGCAAAGACAGAUUUUAGUUUUUUUUGUUAAUCAUCUUGUGACUCCUCAGAUUUAUUGUGUGGAUGUAGAUGUUUCUGUUGAUGAGCAUUGAGCCAAACUCCUCAAAACAUGAUGUAUUUGAAAUAUUGAAACUCUUGUAAAGAGUGAAGCAUAAGGCAAUGCUCAUGGAAGCGCUUCAUAAGAUAAAAACACAAUCAGAUAGACUGUGGAGCUCUCAAUUUGGGCAGAUGAGGUUAUAAAGAAGUUAAGAAAGACAAGCAGACACUGCGGAGUCCCGUGUUUUCCUCCCAAUCCUCCUCUCCUGUCACAGGAUGAAGGAUCUUCCAGGAUCCUCUCAGGACUUCAGCUCUGUUGCUCUUUACUUCCCCUGUGACAUCUCUCCACCAUCAGAGAGUUUGGACCUGUGGAACUAAAGAUACAUUUUGUAUCAGAGCCAUCAAUAACUAACACACACUAAAGGUGUUAUUCUGAGUGUGUAUGGGGGAGUUCCAGUCUGGGUGUGGGGCUACGUGUCGAGACACAACUAUUUAUUUAAGAACUUUUUGUCUCUAUCUCUACUCUACAUUUAACCUGGCUGUUGCAGACUAGUGUUUGCAGUAAAUGGUGCGGUAUGUGGCUGAUACUCUAAACUUCAGUCCCUGAAACAUGCACAUAACACGUCGAGGCUGGACAAGACGGAUAAAAUAUGCAUCUUGAUAUUUUAAGCUUGAGUGAUGUCUUUACAAAUUGUGUUGAAGCCCUUUUCAUACAGAUCAAAUCCCCCAAAGGAAAACCUUUACAGAUACUGAGCAUGAAGACCUUUGAAAGUGAAUAAAUAAUAAAACCCUUAAACAGGGUGUUGCUAGUCAGAAAGACUUUGCUUAGUCCAUGACACCAGCUUGUCUGUGACAGCAACAUCACGUCUGUGAUGUGCUUCUGUCUGAGUGUGUUUAUGUCCACCAGCAAGGUUAGCUUCAUCUUGAUCCGAUUCUAUUUACAACAUACAAAGAGAAAGUUGGCUGAUGGCUGUUUGUUGACACCUAGUGGUUCUCCCUAGAGACAGACUGGUCACCAAAUAGUGAUACUUCUAAUAGUAAGUAUUCAUCAAAAGUAAAUGAUUUGCAUGUGACGGCACUUCUGUUUAACGACAUAAUGUAUAAUGAUAUAGCCAUACCUGUAUAGCCCUAGCACAACGGGAUUCAAGUCUUAAGUUAUUGAAACUUUUUAUUUAAUGUGCUGUAUAUGUUUACUGUUCAUUUUAUUAUUUUUACUUGUUUUGUUUUCUGAUUACUUGUUACAUGGUUAAAAUAAAUCUAUCUAUAAUCAUAUCUAAAACCUAGUUGUAGACCUUUUUCUUCUGCGACACACACUAUGUAGUUAUUAUGCUGUGGGAUGUUAACAUUAAAUAACUUACAUAAUGACCUUAAUGUUUAUAUACAUAAAUAAUCAUCUUAAUAUUGAAAGGAAUCUUAGGAAAAUUGUCCAAGAAUAAUACUAUGUGUAUACUUCUUUUAAUGGCACAGUAUCUGUGCGUUCCACUACCCAUAAGCCAGAAAAUGAUUUAGUAUGUCCCCAAUACAUAGCAUAAUAAAUGUAUGCCAAAAAAUACCGAGAUGUCAUACUGCAUCCGGACCCAUUUUGCAGUUUGUACAUACUUUGUAAGGGAAGCUGCAGUUUGUACUAAGAGUAAAAGGCAUGUGAUCUGGAACACAGUGGUCGUGUGCACAGGAGGUGUCAACGCAUGCUAGAUACGCCAAUAUAGAAAAAGUGUUGCAAAAUGCUCUCAUGUAAGUCAGACAUCUGUCUUUAUCUUGAGUCUGUUUGUUUUUUUACUGUUCUUUGUGAAAAGUACUUUACAGAUCAUUUUGCAAUCACUAAUAAAAAUCUCUAUUUUCUCUGCAUGGUUUGCUAUUUGUGUGUUUAUCAUCGUAUUUGUUCUACUGAUACCACAAAACCUCUGACUGCUUCAUACAUGCGUGCAUUUAAGUAUUUGUGUUUGUGUGUAAAUACCUACUUUAUUACUUUUUGUGUGCGCGCGAUCUUGAAUUUGAAUAUUGGUAAGUGACUGAGGGGGAAAAGCCCCUUGGUUGCCUUUUCUCCUAAACCCUGCAGGCAAACAGCUCAGGCAUGUUUAUAACAAGGGGGAAAGUGAGAAACGAUGUAUAGAUUAAGGUAUAAGGUGUCCAAAGUGCUAUAAUUAUACUAUAAUUACCUCAUCUUCUCUCGACAGAAGACAGGUUUCAGUUCUGGAUAGAUAUACUGAAGUUGUAAUUCUGAGUGUGUAUGGGGGAGUUCUAGUCUGGGUGUUGUAUGCGUGUAUCUAUUAUUAAUUCAACUUAAGGAGAGGGAUGAUUUGUAGACAAAAUCUGUCCCUCGCUCUCUCUUUCUUCUUGUUUCUAACCCUCUAUCAUUUCUUACUUCUGUCCUCUCUCCUCCACCCAUCAAAUGAUCCAGGGGAGUCUCCAAGCAUGAACUCCACUGACCUCUGCAGGAGAUUACAAUAAGCUCAACCGGCUGUGAAAUCAUGAGCGCUCCCACGUCAGGAACCCCAAAUACGGAGGUGAAUGUGGUCUCCCAGGAGAUGGCAUUGCUUAGCAACAUUCUGGCAGCUUACACCUUCAUUGCAGACCAACCCGAGAGGACAGCCUUGGUGUUUCUGGGCGGUGUCUGCGUUGGCCUUCUUGUCACACUCUGCGCCAUCGUCUUCCAGAUACACUGUCGGACAGACUGUCACUAUGGCAACAGUAAGCACCCUCACCACCGCCACAGGAACAGGCAUCCUCAGCGUCGCCAUCACAGCUGUCCCCUCCAUCAGCCCAUUGACAGCAAUCCAGACAACACUGCUGUUGUUGCCUCUGGAGGAACCGGGCCUGCCGGGGACAGCGAAUCAGAGGACUGGGAUGACACGUCUGACCUGUCAUCACGGAGACGCAGACGAUUUGAGAGAGCUCUGCUGCACGCCACCAUGUUCACAUCAGCUGAGGAGCUGGACCGGACCCAGAGGCUGGAAGAGCGGGAACGGAUUCUCCGAGAGAUCUGGAUGAACGGACAACCAGACAUCAGUACAGUCACUCAAAGCCUGAACAGAUAUUACUGACAGAUAAUCAAACAGGCAGAUAGUCAGAGGGUCACGAAUAUAGACAGGUGAGCAGAUGGAUAAAAGGUGAAAAGUAAACAAAUGAAAAAAACAAAACAAAGGAUGCAAUGAACAUAAAUCAUCAUAUCGGAAGCGCUGUCUGCACUUCACCAAAGAGACUCUUACAGAUCAAACUAUUAGUGACAGCACUGCCAGGAGCAGUCCCCUCCAUUAUGUAAACAACAAGGAAAUCAUAUGAGUUGUGAUGGCUCAGUCCUCCGAUACAGGAUGACACUGAAGUGUCGAACAAGUAAGCCUCAAGACACAGCGGACCUUCAGAGCACACACUGCGAUGUGUAACUGCUGUUGAUGAAAACUGCACAAGGGAUUUUAUAACUUUCCAAAUUUUUAACAGCUGCUUUUAAAAAACAUGGACAGAAAAGGACGAGGCUGCAAUGCUUUGGCUGUUAGUGGCUGUGUGGGUUCCAACAUUGGUGAUAAUGUGAUGUUGCACUUUUCUCAGCUCACCCUUUUUUUCUGUGUGAAUUGGAACCUAAAUGAAAGGUGCUCAAUAAAGAAUUCAGAGCAUUUCUAUUGCCUCUACACGGCUCUCAACAUGGCGACAGUGCCAAGAUACAUUUACACAUACUGGUGCUUCUACUGCUGUAUUUCUGCAUCCCCAGAUGAAAAGAAUACUUAUAGGAAGGACACUAAAUAGCUGUGGUGGUUGAUAAAAUAUGCAAGGUAUAACUUGCAAAGUCUGUUAGUUGCAUCUGUCUGCUGGAGGGUUAUGUUGUUGCACAAGUACAGCAGGUCAUCAUGUUUGAGAGGGUCAUGCUGCCUCUCAUCCUUUGGUUUAUGUGAUAAUGUGCUCAAAAAAAGUAUAAACUUUCAUUCCAGGAAUUUAUGGAAGCAGUUUUCUGUACUGUAUUGAGUAAAGUCCCGUAUUAAAAUGAAAUAUUGUGGCUCACAUUUCUUCAACAGUUUUUAAAUGUCUUUGGGAAUGUCGUACAUGUGUGUCAUCCGCUGUUAGGAGGUAUUAUGGACUGUGGUGAGAGCCCAGAAGAGAUAUGUCCAGGGAAUGAUCUUGUUGACA